UAAACCUACUGCGGGCGUAAUUCAACAUACUUUGACAGAGUGAUUAGGUUACCGAAAUCUUCAGAUGACUAAAAUGUAAAAAACUAACAAGGAAUACAAAUGUAAUACGCUUGGGUUAGUACCUGACAUGACCAUAGUUGUUUGUUUGUUACUAAUAUUUAAACCAAUGAGAGGAUUGAAAGACAUCGUGGGCGGGGUUAUCUCGGAGCCUAACCCGCUAUGUACCAGCAGGUUUGCUCCAGCCAGGUUCACGCAUGAGUCGCCAUGGUAACUGACCUAACUGAGAGCAGGAAAAGCUCGGCAUCCGGAAUUGAAAAUUCUAUCGUUCCCUGAACUCUGACGGUGAACCUGGAAGUCCAGGUCCUUCCUGACACCCGGUCCAGGCAACUAACUACAGCGAGCAGAAGCGGCUGUGAUCUUUCGAAGAAUGAGCGCGCGAGACGCAGCCGCCGUCCCUCCGGUCCCCUCGCGCCCGACGAACCGCUCCUUCAGGUCGGAAAAGUAAUUUUGCAGCAGUGCGCUUGGCAAGCCUGACAUCCCCAUAGACCAAACAAGUGUGAAAUAACACCACGAUGGGGAGAGCAGUGGGCGCCGCGCUGUUGUUCCUGGCGCUGUUGAAUACGGCCACAAGCGAGACCGACUACAGCCCACCAGGGAGACCCAAGCUGACCAGCUGCCUGUCCCGGGACAAGGAGACCUUCACCUGCUGGUGGGCCCCCAGCGACAGGGAUGAUGCUCUGCAGACCACCUAUGCUCUCUACUACCUCAAGGAGAGUUCAGACGUGGUGUACACGUGCCCUGACUACCGCACCGCGGGGGCCAACUCAUGUUACUUCAACAAGAACAACACGUCUAUCUGGGUGAACUACAACAUCACCGUGGCAGCCACCAACGCCCACGGCAGCAACUUCUCGGAGCCGGUAGUCGUAGACGUGGCCUAUAUCGUCCAGCCCCACACCCCUGAGAACUUGACAGUGGUUGUGCUGGGGGACAAGGACGGCACCUUCUUCCGGGUAUCGUGGGAGCCCCCCCGCAAAGCCGACACCCGCUCCGGCUGGAUCACGCUCAUCUACGAGCUGCGGGCCAAGCUGGACGGGGCGGAUUGGGAGGAGCACUUUGCCGGGCAGCAGAAGAUGUUCAACAUCUUCAGCCUGCGUUCAGGUGGGACCUACCGGAUCCAGGUGCGCUGUAAGCCUAUCCACGGCUUCUGGAGCGAGUGGGGCCCCACUGUUAACGUCACCGCCCCGUAUGCCCUUCCUCUCGGGAGCUCCAUGUGGAUCCUCAUUGCAUUCUUCUCGGCACUCAUCUUCCUCCUCCUCACCUGGAUCAUGAACGUAAAAAGCCGCAGUGUGAAGCGUUGCCUUUUCCCACCGGUUCCAGGCCCAAAGAUAAGAGGCUUUGAUAAACAGCUCUUGAAGAAUGGCAGAUCGGAGGAGUUGUUCGAUGCCCUGGGGGUCCCGGGCCUCCCCCCCAUGACCCACCCGAACUACGAAGACCUUCUGGUGUACCUGGAGGUCAGCGGGCGCGACGAAUCUGAGCUGUUGCUGGCCGACACCAACGACCCCACCAUCGCCGCGACCACCGAGGGCGGGAAGUCCCCCAACUCCCCGUCCGACAGCGACUCUGGCCACGGCAGCUGCGACAGUCACACGCUCCUGAUGGAGAAGUGUGGGGAAGGGGAGGAGGUGAAAGAGGAGCAGGAGGAGGAGGAGCAGGGCGACGGGGCGGCGGUGGGGAGGAGUUGCGGGGGGAAGCAACGGCGGGCGAGGAGGGGGAGCUGGGAGAGGAAUCAGAAGGGGGACGACGACCGAGAAAUGACGGAGGGACGGGUGAGGACGUGGCCGUGUGUCUUCGCUCCGCUGGAGGAAUACGCCGGCUCCAAGGCGCUGGACCACGGCAGCACGCUGGGGACGGCCGGGCUGCUCUGCUCCUCUGUCCACUCCAUCCCUCUGCUUUUACCAACGCCCGUGACCUCGCCCUCGGGCCUCCAUGCCCGGGAGCGGCUUCACUGGCAGCCGUACUCCCGCAGUGAGAGCAACAUCCAGAGCCCGGAGCACAAGCAUCGGCGUCAGCAGGGGGGAGGGAAGACGACGACGACGACGACGACGACGACGACGACGAAGCUGACGGACGUCGCCUGGCCGGCCCAGCCCCGCUCCCCCUUCAGGGCCACGGAGUACGUGGAGGAGCAGAGGGUGAAUCAGGAGAACAUGAUGGUGCUCCGGCCCCUGUCUUCAGCCCAGGGCCAGAGGGAGGGUGCGCCCCAGGGGGAGGUGGACUACAGCAGGGUGAAAGGGCUGAACUCUGGCGACGGGCUCCUGCUGCAGAGAGCCGUGGACGCAGAGACCCAGGAGGAGGUGGAGGAAGGGCAGGAGGAGGAGGAGUACCCAUGCGACAUACAAGAGAAGAACUCUUUGUUGGGGGAUGAGCGCUACACAGCGCCUCCUGCUGUUCCAGGCCAGAUGACGGGAGCCGGGAAGCUAUCUAUGGGUCUGCCCACUGCUGUGUCCCUGCAGGGGGACACGAUCCUCGCAGCGAACGGGUAUGUGGACACAGCAGUGGCCAUGAUGCCCACACACUAGGUACUAGUGGAGCCCCACUAGCUGGCCUCAGCACCCCCUCGCUGGCAAAAGCCACAGUGGGAUACCCACAUAAGGACUACGAAUGUAUCUGCUCCCAGUUGGUCGACACACAACGCGAUCGCGGUACCGUCAUUGUGUAUAUAUUCUUUCUUAUAUUUUUAUCGGUUUUCAUUAAUUUUAUCUCCUCUUUGUAUUGAUUUAAUUUAAUUUAUUCUGGACCAAUGAACUUUCAUUUUAAAAAGGACAUCAUGAUUUCAUCAAAACAUUGUAUUAAAGAAUCAUAAUACAAUGAAUCACUUAGAUUAUUUGGUUAAAAUGAUGUGGUUUUGAAUGUAAUGUGACUACUGAUUGUACUUUGUAUAUAAUAUAAUUAUUCUGCUGAAGACAAGCUUGUUUUCACGUUUUUCUAAUACAUCGGUGUGGAAGUAAUUAUAGAAUUCAUUGACAUUUGUAAUCACUAAUAAAAGGUCCAAAGAUGUGA
This is a messenger RNA of Gadus macrocephalus (Pacific cod), 3063 nucleotides long. It is a transcript of the gene prlra, whose product is annotated as prolactin receptor a. Lineage: Eukaryota; Metazoa; Chordata; Actinopteri; Gadiformes; Gadidae. Bases 573 to 2582 code for a protein of 669 amino acids. Gene Ontology annotation, molecular function: cytokine binding; cytokine receptor activity. Gene Ontology annotation, cellular component: external side of plasma membrane; signaling receptor complex. Gene Ontology annotation, biological process: cytokine-mediated signaling pathway. The transcript has 9 exons. The record is from RefSeq and is a predicted model, not a curated record.